AUGUUACGAGAUAGAAUUGUGUGUGGUGUACACUCCGAGAAAGUGAAAGAGAGACUUCUUAGAGACAAUGAACUUACACUCAUCAAAGCAUUAAGCAUAUGUCGUGCAAAUGAAGAAUCACAGAGCAGGAUGAAAGACUUACAACAAGAAGAACAGAUCAGUGUUGUCAAGUGUGACAGAAACAGACAGUCGGUGAAACCGUCUACAGGAAAUAGACAUACAUUCCAAAAAACUACUGGAACCGAAAAAGUCAAAACGGGGAAACUUCGUGUGUGUUUAGAGCCCAGAGAUUUAAACAAAGCGAUCAAGCGGGAACAUUUUCAGUUACCUACUAUUGAAGAAAUUACAUCAAGACUGUCUGGAGCUACUGUGUUCAGUAAACUCGAUGCCAAUAGUGGAUACUGGCAAAUACCCCUCGAUGAAGCUAGUCAACUCCUCACUACGUUUCAUUCACCAUUUGGAAGAUAUUGUUUCUGUCGUAUGCCUUUUGGUAUCAAAAGUGCACAGGAAGUAUUCCAAAAGAGAAUUGCGCAACACUUUGACAAUAUUGAUGGUGUAGAAGUUGACAUUGAUGAUAUACUGCUAUGGGGGAGAAAUGAAGAGGAGCACAAUAGAAGACUCAGAGCAGUGUUACAGCGAUGCCAAGAGAUCAACCUUACUCUAAAUAAGGACAAAUGUAUUUUCAAUCAAUCCGAAAUUCAAUACAUAGGACAUGUGAUUUCGAAAAAUGGAGUGAGACCUGAUCCUACGAAAAUAGAAGCCAUUCUUAAAAUGCCACCUCCAACUGACAAGAAAGGAGUCGAACGUCUUUUAGGAACUGUGAACUAUCUUGCCAAAUUUGUUCCUAAUAUGUCAGCGAUUAACGAGCCUAUCAGAUCUUUACUCAGGAGUGAUGUGUUGUUUACAUGGGAAAAACCUCAACAGGAUGCAUUCGAAGCUAUCAAAGACAUUUUAUCUCGUGAACCAAUUCUGACUUUCUUCGAUGUUAAAAAACCAGUAUGUGUUAGUGUUGAUGCUUCAAAGUGUGGUUUAGGUGCUGUGAUCACUCAAGAUGAAAGACCAAUUGCAUAUGCAUCUAGAUCAUUGACAGAGACUGAGAAGCGAUAUGCACAAAUCGAAAAAGAACUGUUAGCUGUUACAUUCGGUUUAGAGAGAUUCCACCAGUAUACCUAUGGUGUCAAUGUCAUUGUUGAGAAUGAUCACAAACCAUUGGAAAAUAUUCUAAGGAAAUCAUUAUUCCAAACUCCUCCAAGGCUACAACGACUCUUACUUCGUUUACAGAAAUACGAUUUCAACUUCAAGUAUGUUCCAGGAAAACAGUUGAUCAUUGCUGAUACUCUAUCUCGGGCUCAUUUACCUCCGACAAAGCAACAAAAAGAAGAAAUUUGCGAGGAAAUUGAAACUUAUGUUCAUUCCAUGUUUAUACCAAGCAUUCCCAUUUCUAGAAACAUACUUCAAGACAUCAAAAAAGAAACAGCAAAUGAUGCUAUUCUAAGUGAAGCUAUUCGUCUUGUAAAAAGUGGUUGGCCUGAAAACAAAAAUCAGCUACGGAAACCAUUACAAGAGUACUGGAAGUUAAGAUCAGAACUUACAUGUGUAGACAGUUUGUUAUUGAUGAAUGAAAGAAUUGUUAUUCCAGAAGUAUUACAACCCGAAAUUUUGAGAUAUCUACAUGUUAGUCAUCUUGGAAUAGAGAAGACUAAAGCUCGUGCAAGAACUGUGGUUUACUGGAUUGGUAUGAAUCGAGACAUAACCGACAUGAUUGCUAAAUGUCAUACAUGUACAGAUAUGAGAAACAAGAAUCCAAAAGAGCCGUUAAAUCCGACGCCAGUACCAGAAGGUCCAUGGCAAGUGCUUGGUUCAGAUUUGUUCACGUUGAACAAUGAGGAUUAUUUGAUCGUUGUGGAUUAUUAUUCCAAGUUUUUUGAAGUAGUCAAUCUUGAGAACACUAGGAGCAAAACUGUGAUCACACAUAUGAAGUCCAUGUUUGCCCGUCAUGGCAUUCCUUAUGAAGUGCGAAGCGAUAAUGGUCCUCAAUAUACUUCCAAGGAAUUCAAAGAUUUCUCCAGAAGUUGGUGUUUCGAACACAAAACGUCGAGUCCAUAUAACCCACAAGGAAAUUGUCUUGCGGAGAAAACCGUUCAAACCGUGAAGAGAAUGUUAGAAAAAGCAAGGAUAGAUGGAAAGGAUCCAUAUAUCAGUUUACUAGAAUACCGGAACACGCCAGCAGAUGUUGAAUCUCCGGCAAAACUACUCAUGAGCCGACAACUUAGAUCAAUAUUACCAGUAACCAAAAAUCAACUGAAACCAAAAGUAGUGCCAGAUGACAUUACCAGGCAGAAGAGGAAAAUUACCCAGAAUCGUCAGAAAACUUAUUUCGAUGUUGGAAGCCGAAAACUGUCAAGUUUGUCGCCAGGACAAAGAGUUAGAUUCAGACACAGAGGACAGUGGCAACCCGGAUAUGUCAGGGAUCAAGUCCAUACCAGAUCAUACAACGUACAAGAUCAGAAUGGAGAUCAAUUUAGAAGAAAUCGAAGAGACAUCAUACAGUCAAAAGAAACCAGUUUUAAAGAACCAAUCGUUGAACUUGAUGACGAAGACGAAGAUACAGUGAGAGACAAAGAAACAAUUAAUUCAGAAGCUGGAAACCCGGACACUACAGAAGUUGAAGACGCGAGAAGUCCAGACAUUGUUCAGCAAGUGCAACCGUACAAAACGCGUGCAGGCCGAGAAGACACCAAGUACAGCAAUGGUGUUCACAGCCUGUCAGAGGAAUGCAUCUAG
This is a messenger RNA of Magallana angulata, 2784 nucleotides long. RefSeq lists its product as uncharacterized. Gene Ontology annotation, biological process: DNA integration. The record is from RefSeq and is a predicted model, not a curated record. The coding region runs from base 1 to 2784 and encodes 927 amino acids. Gene Ontology annotation, molecular function: nucleic acid binding. NCBI's taxonomy places the organism in Eukaryota, Metazoa, Mollusca, Bivalvia, Ostreida, Ostreidae. The transcript is spliced from 3 exons.